This is a messenger RNA of Spinacia oleracea (spinach), 1023 nucleotides long. RefSeq lists its product as uncharacterized. Lineage: Eukaryota; Viridiplantae; Streptophyta; Magnoliopsida; Caryophyllales; Amaranthaceae. The transcript has 3 exons. Bases 1 to 1023 code for a protein of 340 amino acids. The record is from RefSeq and is a predicted model, not a curated record.
AUGGUGAGAGGGAUAAUCCGUAAUCGGGGAAGGAAGAGAUCAGGGAAAGUCGAAACGGCGAUUAGGCGCCUAACCGAAAUAGCUCAAAACUUGACUCAAGCUAUGACAACUCAGGUAACUCGCAAGAGUAAUAUUGAAAACAUUGGUGAUGUAUUUAAGAAAGUAGCAGCUAGUAAACCACCUACCUAUGAUGGAAUGGAAGAUCCUGCAAGUCUAGAAAACUGGCUUAGAGAAUUUGACAAACUUUUUGAUGCUAUCAAUUGCCCUGAGCAUCUAAAAAUCAAUAAUGCUGCGUACUAUCUAAGGGAAGAAGCUGUCCUAUGGUGGUCACAGCGAAAGAAAGACUUAAUGGCCAAACCUAAUUUUGAUUGGGAAACCAUGAAGGAAGCUUUGAGAGCUAAGUUUUACCCUCCCUAUCUAAAGAAGCAGAAAUGCCUAGAAUUUACAAACCUUCGAAUGGGCACCAUGAAUUUGAAUGAGUAUUACACCAAGUUUAUAGAGCUAAUGAGGUUUGCACCUGAAAUAGUCCCAACUGAAGCCAUAAAAGCUCAAAGGUUUGAGCAAGGGUUAACUUUGACUUUGCAAGGGAAGCUUGAGGGAAGGAAGGGAAAUGGAAACUUCCAAGGGAAUGAGAAGAAACCUAAGCUGGAUGGGGGUUUUAACCAUGGAAAGAGGGAAGGGAAUUUUAACCAAAAUAGGGAAGAGAAUCGCAAUUUCACCCAAAAAUGGAAGGGAAAUUAUGAAAAUGGAAGUAACGGGAAUGAGGAUAAGCCUAAAAGGAACUACUUUUGUAAAAAGUGUGAGAAUAACCAUCUAGGAAAAGAUUGCCAGAAUGGGAAAACUUAUCACUCAAGCCAACAAGGAUUAAGCCAGCAGGAUGGAAUCAACAACACCAAACCUGGAGGUGGGAAUAACGCCACCCAAUUGAAGGGACAAUUGUUCGUUAUAAAUCAUCGUGAAGCUGAAAACGCGUAUGAAGUAGAAGCUGGUACUUUUUCUAUUUAUGAUCUACUUGCUAGCUAA